Molecule: messenger RNA, 1486 nt
Organism: Polypterus senegalus (gray bichir)
Lineage: Eukaryota; Metazoa; Chordata; Cladistia; Polypteriformes; Polypteridae
Gene: riok2
Product: RIO kinase 2 (yeast)
Exons: 8
Coding region: 117-1457 (446 amino acids)
Biological process (GO): maturation of SSU-rRNA; protein phosphorylation
Cellular component (GO): nucleus; preribosome, small subunit precursor; cytosol
Molecular function (GO): ATP binding; protein serine/threonine kinase activity
Source: RefSeq, a predicted model, not a curated record
GGCUGUGGCCUCGCACGUGUGUGGUGGAGGAAGUUUUGCUGUUGGGGUGUUCUGGAUUGUAGUCUGUUUUACUUUUUUGGAAAUCAACACGUUUUUGAGCGAAGAGGAUUGUAAAAAUGGGGAAAUUAAAUGUUGUGAUCCUGCGCUACCUUUCGAGGGAUGAUUUUCGAGUCCUGACAGCUGUUGAAAUGGGAAUGAAAAACCAUGAGAUUGUACCAGCUAGCCUUAUUGCAUCAAUUGCCAGUCUCAAACAUGGAGGAUGCAAUAAGGUUUUAAGAGAGCUUGUCAAGCACAAACUUCUGGCUUAUGAACGUACCAAAACCGUGCAGGGUUAUCGCUUGACUUAUGCAGGUUAUGAUUAUCUUGCACUCAAGACCCUUUCCUCCCGUGACAUCCUGAACUCUGUUGGAAAUCAGAUGGGAGUAGGAAAAGAAUCAGAUAUCUACAUAGUAGCAAAUGCUGAAGAGAUGCAGUUUGCUUUGAAACUUCACAGACUUGGUAGAACCUCGUUUCGAAAUCUGAAAAAUAAGCGUGACUACCAUAAGCACAGGAACAAGAUGUCAUGGCUUUAUCUUUCUCGACUUUCUGCUAUGAAAGAAUAUGCAUACAUGAAGGCUUUGUAUGACCGAGGAUUUCCAGUUCCUAAACCAGUGGACUAUAACAGACAUGGCGUAGUAAUGGAACUGAUCGAUGGUCAUCCCUUGUGUCAAGUACGUCACAUUGAUGAUCCAGCUUCUUUGUACAGUGAGUUAAUGGAACUAAUUGUGAAACUUGCAAAUCAUGGCCUGAUUCAUGGAGAUUUUAAUGAAUUCAACUUAAUGCUGGAUAAUGAAGAUCACGUCACAAUGAUCGAUUUUCCUCAGAUGGUCUCUACAUCUCACCGGAAUGCCGAAUGGUAUUUUGACAGAGAUGUGAAAUGCAUACGUGAUUUUUUCAUUAAAAGAUUUGCAUAUGAAAGUGAACUUUAUCCUACUUUUAAAGAUAUCAGAAGGGAAAUGUCACUUGAUGUGGAAAUAGCUGCAAGUGGUUAUACCAGAGAGAUGCAGCAAGAUGAUGAACUGCUGCACCCUGAAGGACCGAAUGAAGAAUGUGAAGAUGGGGACUUCAAACCAAAGGAAGGCGAUUCAGAAUCUAACAGUGAAGAAGAAAGCAGAGGUGAAAGUGAAGUAGUGUCAUGCCUGUCUGAACAUUCCUGUAAAGCAUUUAACCAUAUGGAAGAAGAUAUAGAUCUGACAGAGUUCAAACAUUCUCUACUGGAACUUGAAGGACAGAGUUGUGAAAGGAAUGAUAACUCCAGCAUAGGCUGUUCUGUAAAUGAUUCUUAUGAGGAAGCGGACAUGCUGAGCAGCACAGCAAAUCAGCAAGAGGAUACAAAUGUAGACAGCUGGACAUCAGAGAAAGAAGAUACAUGUCCUGAUUUAGUUGAUCCCUCAGUGACCAACAUGGAAUUUUGGUAAUGUUAUUUAUCAUUCACUUUUUUUCUUCU